Gadus macrocephalus (Pacific cod) is the source of this 1050-nucleotide messenger RNA. RefSeq names its product mitochondrial ribosomal protein L46 (gene mrpl46). The transcript has 4 exons. The record is from RefSeq and is a predicted model, not a curated record. Gene Ontology annotation, cellular component: mitochondrial large ribosomal subunit. The coding region runs from base 3 to 899 and encodes 298 amino acids. Gene Ontology annotation, molecular function: structural constituent of ribosome. NCBI's taxonomy places the organism in Eukaryota, Metazoa, Chordata, Actinopteri, Gadiformes, Gadidae.
UAAUGAACUCGUCCGCCGCAAGGACUUGUGGGAGAGGCAAGAUGUCAGCGCCCGUGGUGAAGAUGGCAGGUCGCUGUUUCUAUCAACUCUAUAAACUGUCCAACUCUGCCGGACGUUUAGCGUCCGGUAAGACGGGGAUCCGCCAGUUCUCCGGUGCUGUAGUUAAAAAUGCGGCGGAGCCGUGGAGGCUGCUGGGGGCGGCGUGUGUGCAGCGGCUAGCGGUCAUCUCGGCGGACCAGAGACCCCUGGAGGCCAAGUUCUCUGAGCUGAUGAACCAGAUGGAGCUGGAGCGUAGCCUGAUGUCAGACCACGAGCUUCGUCUCCUUGAUGACAAAGAGAGGCUGAGGAGGAGGCAGGCGGUGGAUUAUGACUCGGACGAGGAGGAGGAGGCGGACAGAGACCAGGACAUCGUCCUCACACAGGAUCUGGAGGACGCGUGGGAGCAGAGACUCAAGGGGUUUGCCACCCAACCCCGGGCCCGAGGUGUGGUAGAUGCGCGUUUGGAGCGGGCCGACCGCUGUCUGGCUGAGCCGCUGCUCCUCCUCACCCAGCAGGAGGUGGGCUCUGAGAGGCUGUGGAUGCUGCCUCAGACCCCCUGGGAGGCUGGGGAGACCCUGAAGACCACCGCCCAGAGAGCCCUCUCCGCCACACCUGGUUUAGACUUGCAGACGGUCUUCCUGGGCAACGCCCCGUGUGGCCUCUAUAAGUACCGGAUGCCCCGGUCGGUGCGGGACCGCGAGGGGCUCACGGGGGUCAAGGUGUUCUUCUUCAAGGCUGUAGUGAGUGGACCCCUCCCGCCUCCAGCCCCCUCCUCCCUCUGGGUCAGACGGAGUGAGCUCAAGGACUACCUGAAGCCGUCCUACCUCGAGAAGAUCAGGCCCUUCCUCCUCAACCUUUGACCACAAGAAACCCCUCCUUGACCUUUGAUUCCAAGAUACCUACCCUCUCCUUGACCUCAGACCCUUACAUAUACCAUCUCCUACAUGUGUGCUAUGUUCUGUUAUUUUAGAUUUUGUACAAAAAAUAAAAUAAAGGUUUCAUCAUGAAAAA